Molecule: messenger RNA, 1418 nt
Organism: Mesoplodon densirostris (Blainville's beaked whale)
Lineage: Eukaryota; Metazoa; Chordata; Mammalia; Artiodactyla; Ziphiidae
Gene: PAX2
Product: paired box 2
Biological process (GO): anatomical structure development; regulation of transcription by RNA polymerase II
Molecular function (GO): RNA polymerase II cis-regulatory region sequence-specific DNA binding; DNA-binding transcription factor activity, RNA polymerase II-specific
Source: RefSeq, a predicted model, not a curated record
GGGAGAUAGGAGUAGGGUUGCGGACCGAGCUCGGGGCCCCGUGGCUCAUGCGGGCACUGGCCAGUGGAUGGCAGGGCUGGUCCUGAAGUUGAGUUUGAGAGGCGACACGGCGGCGGCGGCCGCGCUGCUCCCGCUCCUCUGUCUCCCCAUGGAUAUGCACUGCAAAGCAGACCCCUUCUCCGCGAUGCACCCAGGGCACGGGGGUGUGAACCAGCUUGGGGGGGUGUUUGUGAAUGGCAGGCCCCUGCCCGACGUGGUGAGGCAGCGCAUCGUGGAGCUGGCCCACCAGGGUGUGCGGCCCUGCGACAUCUCCCGGCAGCUGCGGGUCAGCCACGGCUGUGUCAGCAAAAUCCUGGGCAGGUACUACGAGACCGGCAGCAUCAAGCCCGGAGUGAUCGGCGGCUCCAAGCCCAAAGUGGCAACACCCAAAGUUGUGGACAAGAUUGCCGAAUACAAGCGACAGAACCCGACUAUGUUCGCCUGGGAGAUCCGGGACCGGCUCCUGGCGGAGGGCAUCUGUGACAACGACACAGUGCCCAGCGUCUCUUCCAUCAACAGGAUCAUCCGGACCAAAGUUCAGCAGCCUUUCCACCCAACGCCGGAUGGAGCUGGGACUGGAGUGACUGCCCCUGGCCACACCAUCGUUCCCAGUACGGCCUCCCCUCCUGUUUCCAGCACCUCCAAUGAUCCAGUGGGAUCCUACUCCAUCAAUGGGAUCCUGGGGAUCCCUCGCUCCAAUGGCGAGAAGAGGAAACGUGAUGAAGAUGUGUCUGAGGGCUCAGUCCCCAAUGGAGAUUCCCAGAGUGGCGUGGACAGUUUGCGGAAGCACUUGCGAGCCGACACCUUCACCCAGCAGCAGCUGGAAGCUUUGGAUCGGGUCUUUGAGCGUCCUUCCUACCCUGACGUCUUCCAGGCAUCAGAGCACAUCAAAUCAGAGCAGGGGAACGAGUACUCCCUCCCAGCCCUGACCCCUGGGCUUGAUGAAGUCAAGUCGAGUCUAUCUGCAUCCACCAACCCCGAGCUGGGCAACAACGUGUCGGGCACGCAGACAUACCCCGUUGUGACCGGUCGUGACAUGGCGAGCACCACUCUGCCUGGUUACCCCCCUCACGUGCCCCCCACUGGCCAGGGAAGCUACCCCACCUCCACCCUGGCAGGAAUGGUGCCUGGGAGCGAGUUCUCCGGCAACCCGUACAGCCAUCCCCAGUACACGGCCUACAACGAGGCUUGGAGAUUCAGCAACCCCGCCUUACUAAGUUCCCCUUAUUAUUAUAGUGCCGCCCCCCGGGGCUCCGCCCUGCCGCUGCUGCCGCUGCCUAUGACCGCCACUAGUUACCGCGGGGACCACAUCAAGCUUCAGGCCGACAGCUUUGGCCUCCACAUCGUCCCCGUCUGACCGCCCACCCCGGAGGGAGGGA